GAUUAAAACUUCCGUUCGACACGAAAGCAGAAAGAUGGACUACUUGAGGAAUAUUAUGGGGGCCCCUCAAGGGGGUGUCCAGCCUACUGGAGCAGAAACGGUAUCAUAUAAUGUUGAACGUUUAGUUGACAGAACUCAGUCUUCUACUUUAUUAGAUGAUAGAAGAGAUGCCGUUCGGGGGCUAAAAGCUCUUUCAAAGAAAUAUCGAUUAGAAGUUGGAACACAAGCUAUGGAUUGUUUGACAAAAGUUUUAGAAACUGACAGAGGAGAUGCUGAGAUAAUGGGAUUAGCUUUAGAUACAUUGUGUAAUGUUAUGUCCGAUGAACCAACAGAGGAAGAAGAUUUAAACCCAGUUAAUGAGAUGAAUGGAGAUCUUGGUGCAAACUUUACAGAAAUAUACAUCAAGAAUCCAGAAAAUGUUUCUCUGUUACUGUCAUUAUUAGAGGAAUAUGACUUCCAUGUAAGAUGGCCUACAGUGAAGUUAUUGACAAUAUUAUUGACUAAUAAAGGAAAGGGGAUACAAGAAUGUAUUUUAGUCAGCCCGAUGGGGGUAUCCAAAUUAAUGGACUUAUUAUCAGAUAGUAGAGAAAUUAUUAGAAAUGAUGCAUUAUUGUUAUUAAUCCAGUUAACUAAAGGCAAUGCUAAUAUACAGAAGAUUGUAGCAUUUGAAAAUGCGUUUGAAAGAUUGUUAGAUAUUAUACAAGAUGAGGGUAAUAGUGAUGGUGGUAUAGUUGUUGAAGAUUGUCUGUUAUUAUUAUUAAAUCUAUUAAAGAAUAACUCGUCAAACCAAAACUUCUUUAAAGAAGGCAGCUAUAUACAGAAGAUAACCCCUUAUUUUGAUUUGAACUCUGACCCACAGAGGUCACAGGGUGGUUGGUCAGCUCAGAAAGUUACCAAUCUUCACCUCAUGUUACAAUUGGUUAGAACUAUGGUUUCCCCUAACAACGCUCAACAGCAGACAACUUCCUGUCAGAAAUCUCUUAAUUAUUGUGGUUUACUACAGAAGUUAUGUUCUAUUUUAAUGGCUAGUGGUGUUCCAGCAGAUGUCCUUACAGAGACGAUAAAUACUGUAUCCGAAGCAAUACGCGGAAAUCCAACCAACCAGGAAUAUUUUGCCUCAGUUUUAGCUCCCUCCAAUCCUCCCAGGCCAGCUAUUGUUGUAUUGUUGAUGUCCAUGGUUAAUGAGAAACAGCCAUUUGUCCUGCGUUGUGCCGUUUUAUAUUGUUUUCAAUCUUUUCUGUAUAAAAAUGAAGUGGGUCAAUCCCAGAUUGUACAAACUCUUUUACCUACAACAGCAGACGUCAAUACAAUAACAGCUGGUCAGUUGUUAUGUGGUGGGUUAUUUAGUAGUGAUUCUCUAUCCAAUUGGUUCGCAGCAGUAGCCAUGUUACAUGCUAUAUUAGAGAACAGAACACAGAAAGAACAGUUAUUACGUGUACAGUUAGCAACAAGUCUUGGUAAUCCACCAGUUUCACUAUUACAACAAUGUUGUAAUAUUUUAGCACAGGGUGGUAAAUUACAGACACGUAUAGGUUUAUUGAUGUUGAUGUGUGGUUGGUUAAGUGAUUGUUCAAUAGCAGUAACACAUUUUCUAUCUAACACAGCUAAUGUGCCUUUUUUAAUAUCACAAGUGUCGGCAUCAGAAGGUGAUGAACAGGAAUUAUUAGUACAAGGUUUAUGUGCGUUUUUAUUAGGAAUAUGUAUGUUAUAUAAUGAUGAUCAGUCAGAUACAUUUACCAAAGCCUCAUUAAAACAAGUUAUAGAGAACAGAAUUGGUUUAGAAACUUUUAACGAUAAAUUAUCACAGAUAUUAAAAAAUGAAAGUUAUACCCGUGCAGCAAAAAAACCUAACCUACAUUAUAAACAGUCCAGUGAAGUUAUAUUUGAUUACGCUUUUACCAGAAUAUUUAAAACAUUAGAAAAUGAAGUAUUAAAAUCUGUAUCCUAUGAUGAGAAUUCACCAGAUCAUAAGAAGAAACUUGCUAGUCUUAAAGAACAUGAGAGUAUUGUAGAUCAAUAUAAAGAAUUUAUUAAAGAACAGGAUGCGAGAUUAAAUGCCGCUAAUCAAGAAUUAGAAUCACUUAACUCAACACAUACAGAAACACUCAAACAAAUAGAAGAAUUCAAAAAUACUGUACAACAACUAAAAGACCAAAAUGCUUUAUUAAAAGUUCAAAAAGGUGCUAGAGGAUCCCCAUCAUUACCAGAAUCGACAACCGAUGACACAACAUCUUUACUCUCAAAAGAAAUUGAGAAUUUAAAAUCAGAAUUAAAUGAUAAAAAUAAACAAAUUGAUAAAUUAAAAAAUGAUCUCACACAAGCAGAAGUACAAAUUUUAUCGCAGGAAAAUGGCGACGAAAAUAAAGAGAAUAAUCCAAAUGAAGCAGCCGUUGUUCAAGCUACAUUACAGAAAAUGAACACAGAUUUAGAAAGGUCGUUAGCUGAUCGUGAUAAUGAGAUAUCUAGACUACAAGAUUUGUUACAGGGCUGUAAAAAGGAAGUAGAACAAAUAAGAAGUCAACAAUCACAAGGUAACAAUAUAACUACAGAUGGUGAUUCACAACAAAAACUUCAAUCAUUAAAAGAUGAACUUAAAAAAAUAACAGAAGAAAAAACAUCGCUACAAGACAGAGUGACAAAAUCUAACGAAGAAAAUUUAAAAACGCUGGAUAGAAUACGAAAAUUAGAAACAGAAAAAGAAGAGAUAUUAGUGGAGAAACGAAAUGUUGAGGAAGAAUUAGAUGUAUUAAAGAAAGAACAAGAUGAUUUAUUGGUAUUAUUAGCUGAUCAAGAAGCUAAAAUAGAUAAAUAUAAAACCAUGUUAAAAGAUCUAGGUCAAGAUGUUAAAGAUGAUGAUGAUGAUGAUGAUGAUUUGGAUGAUGAUGAUGAUGAUGAUGAUGGGGAUGAUUAAGAAAUAUCAAAUACUUGCUAGUAAACCAAUUAUUUAUUAAAUGGAAUUAUUUGGUUGAUUCGGGAUGAACAUGAAUACACAGGGUUAAUCACAAUAUACCAAAAUCAUUCAAUGCUAAGUCGGUGAUUUUAUAGUUGUGAUAGGUUGAACGAUGUUAAAGAGGGUACAGAGGUAUUCCGUAAAGUUGAAUACCUUCUUUAUUGGACUUUUAUAAAUAAAAUCCUAUGGUAGAAUGAAGAUGGGAACAUGCAUUUUGAUAAACAUAUGAAAAUUAUUGUAGAUAAAAAUCAUCAUGAAGCAGUUUGCGCUUUUUGUGAAUCCAUUUUGUAGGGAGAGAUCAUUCACCAUCACUUCAACUCUGUGUGCCUAUAGAACAUCAAUGAUUUUUUAGCAUUAUUGUUGAAUUUAUUUUGAAGGUUGUUUUUUGUAAUGGUUUGUUUUUACUGUAAAAUUAAAUAUAGAAAGACCUUCAUGAAGAAAUGACUAGCUUGUACCUAAAAUAUAGCAUAGCAUAAUUGUUAUUAUGGCGGUGCUAAAUCAUUAAAUGUCAGUCACUGUAAGGUCUUUAAUUCUAUAUUUAUCUUUUGUUCCGUCAUGUUUGGGUCUUCGGGAGUAGAAGUCAGAGCUUGAGAGAUAGCAAUUUACUCAUGUAUGCAAGAUUAUUAGUUAAAAUUUCAAAAUAGAGAAUUAAAUAGUGUUGUUAUGUUUGAUUUGUGUGGUUUAGUUUUCUUUUUAUUUUGUUAACUUAUAUUUUGACAAUUGUCCACUUGUUUAUGGUUAAACUUUUGUUUUAGCACAGACAAUACUAUUACUGUGUAUUCUUAUUAAUAUGAAUAUUCAUGACCUUUGAAUAAAUGAAUAAUAAUGAGUUGCAUGUGUGGACAGCCGCAGACUUUUUUUUGUCUUGGUAAAGCAUGUAGUUGUCUUCUGUAUAUCUGAAGUGAUAACAUUUAAUGGGGUAUGUGGAAUGCUAACAUAUUUUUCACCCAGUUCCUGUGAAGUGUCCGUGAUACUUGCCAAGUUAUCUCUGAUUGCCCAAAAUUGUCCCGAGAUUCUAAUUACACUAUUUUUUCUGUUGGGACUGACGGUACUUUGUUCUCCCGCCCGCAUGUCACUUGUUUGAAAUUCUGUUAAUUCAAAGCAUUCUAGAACCAAAGUUGAGUUGUCCCACUGUUUAUUUUUAGUACAGUACUUUGUUUUAGAAGGACACAAGUCAAAUUUUUUGAGACUUUAGACGAGACUUUACUUUAGUUAAAUAUGAUUAGAAUUGUUUGUUUGUGUUAUUUUUGUGUGUGAAGCUUUUAUAAAAGCACCUGUUGUAGUUUAAUUAGUAAUUAGAUGUAAAUAUUCCAUAUGCUAUGGUAGAAAAAUAUUUUCCUUAUAAUUUAAUGGUUAGAAGAAUGUUGCUGUUUUAAAACACUUUAGCACUUGGUACAUGUAAAUAUUGACUACCGUUAUAUUCAUACUGGUAGAUCCCAGGAUAGCCGAUAUCUUCUGAAACUACUGCUCCCUGUACCGCUUCAAACGCCUAAAAGGAGUAAUAUGAAUAGCUCUCUGUAUUGUAGAACUGUAUACUAGUUUAAGUACUUGUUUUAGGUGUCCCAAGUGUUAAAGGGGGUUAAAUAUGUUGUUUUGUAUAUUGGUGUAAAUAAGUGUGGUGUUAAUUCAUACUUGAUGACCUUUGUUUAAACCGAGUAAAAUCUGGGUAUAUAAUAAGAUGUCAUAAGUUAGUAAUAUAAAAUAUAUUAUGUAAGAAGUUAUUUAUCUCAUUGUUUGAUAAUGUAAAUAAACCUAAUGUUAUGUUAAACAUUCAUUUGUUAGCAUUUAAAACCCAUUGAAUUAAGCUAGACAUAAAUAUAAAAGGCUAAGUCAUGUCGAUUUUGAGCUCUUCUGGGUCUUGAAUGAGGUUUUGUUCAAAAUUUCAGUUUUAAAAAUUAGAACUAAGAGUGUUUGAGAAAAGCAUCCAAAUACUUUUUUUUUUUAAAUUAUUUUUAUCCCUAAGAAAUAGGAAGCAAAAUUUUAGGCGUUUCUGAAGAAUUUUAAAUUGGUACAACAAGUAAUGGUCAAUAGAUUUCUACUUAUACCUAUAUGAGGGAAAAUAUGUAUAUAUGAUACAUUAUCAAUAUCUGAAGACACCUAUAGAGGGCAGAUAGCUAGCCAAUAUGAUUUAAUGUAUGUCAGAAUGACGUAAAGUGGAGAAUUUUUUUUACCUGGUCAUAUUUUUUAUUUAUUUAUGUAUAUAAAAAUAUUACCAGAAUAUAGUGCAGUAUUUUAUGUGGUCUUACUGAGAAAGUCUAUUGUCAAAAUUGUUUGGGAAUUCCAGCCUCCCCAAGACCUGGCAAUAGAUUCUACCAGUUAUAUUAUGUCUAUCAUCACCUUUUUGAAGCAUAGAUUCAUCUAAUAUUUUGAUUCAGAAUUGAAUAUUUUUAUCACAGAACACUGUAAUAUACAGGAUUGAAUUUUGUCAAUCAAGUGUAUAAUAUCUUUGAUUUGUGUUAACAUGAGUUGAAUACUAAAUUUUCUAACUUGUUGUUUAUUAUUAUAAUAAUAUUCUUCAACAUCUGAUUGUUUCAAGUCGCACAAGUAUCAGUUGUUUCAUAAAGAUAUAUCACAGCAAAUGUUAUUUGUUUGAAGAAGAUGAAACAGAAUUCUAUCAAAUUUAUUCAUAGAACAUAGAUUUAAUCCUUAAGGUUGCAAAAAUACAAGUAGAGUAUAUUGGAUUUGGUACUCUUCACCUUCCAUUUCACAUUUGAUAUAAGGGACUAAAAUCAGUCUGCCAUUAGUUUAAUGUAUAUAUGUAGCUACUAAUUUUAUUAUAAAGAUGGAUACAUUAUAAAUAAAGAUUAUUUUCUAUUGAUAACAA
This is a messenger RNA of Patella vulgata (common limpet), 5774 nucleotides long. Its product is annotated as general vesicular transport factor p115. NCBI's taxonomy places the organism in Eukaryota, Metazoa, Mollusca, Gastropoda, Patellidae. The transcript has 22 exons. Gene Ontology annotation, cellular component: Golgi membrane; endoplasmic reticulum; cytoplasm. The record is from RefSeq and is a predicted model, not a curated record. Gene Ontology annotation, biological process: endoplasmic reticulum to Golgi vesicle-mediated transport; intracellular protein transport; transcytosis. Bases 35 to 2911 code for a protein of 958 amino acids.